AUUUUAUUAGAGGAUAUUAAAGUUAUCAAAAUUAUUUCUUGAAGAUUUACAGAAUGGGUCAAAAUCAAUCGGGAAACUUAGGAAAUAAUGAUAAAAAAGACGAUAAAGCAAAAAGAAGAAAAUUUGAACCACUUUUACCAACUAGAGUCGGAAAAAGAAGAAAGAGAGUCAAAGGACCUGAUGCUGCUAAUAAAUUACCCACUGUAAUACCUUAUGCAAGAUGCAAAUUGAAAUUAUUGAGAAUGGAAAGGAUAAUGGAUUAUUUGCUGAUUGAAGAAGAGUUCAUAAGAAAUCAAGAGAGGCUUAAGCCUCAAGAUGAAAGACAAGAGGAGGAACGUUCUCGUGUUGAUGAUUUGAGAGGGACACCAAUGUCUGUUGGAACUUUAGAAGAAAUUAUUGAUGAUAAUCAUGUCAUUGUAUCCACAUCUGUAGGCAGUGAACACUAUGUUACAAUUUUAUCUUUUGUUGAUAAAGAUCAGUUAGAACCUGGUUGUUCAGUUUUACUAAACCAUAAAAUUCAUGCUGUUGUAGGAGUUUUAAAUGAUGAUACAGAUAAUUUAGUAAGUGUUAUGAAAUUAGAAAAAGCUCCACAAGAAACUUAUGCAGAUAUAGGUGGACUUGAUGCCCAAAUUCAAGAAAUUAAAGAAUCUGUAGAGUUGCCAUUAACCCAUCCUGAAUAUUAUGAAGAAAUGGGCAUUAGACCACCAAAGGGUGUGAUCUUAUAUGGACCUCCUGGAACAGGAAAGACAUUACUGGCACGCGCUGUAGCAAAUCAAACAUCGGCCACAUUUUUAAGGGUUGUUGGUUCGGAACUCAUUCAAAAAUAUCUGGGCGAUGGUCCUAAGUUAGUCAGAGAAUUAUUUAGGAUGGCAGAGGAAAAUGCACCGUCCAUCGUUUUUAUCGAUGAAAUUGAUGCUGUUGGUACUAAAAGAUAUGAAUCUAAUUGUGGUGGUGAAAGGGAAAUUCAAAGAACUAUGUUGGAACUAUUGAAUCAGUUGGAUGGAUUUGACUCCAGGGGCGACGUUAAAGUGAUAAUGGCAACAAACAGAAUAGAAACUUUAGAUCCUGCACUUCUGAGACCUGGUAGGAUUGAUAGAAAAAUAGAGUUCCCAGUUCCAGACGAAAAGACUAAGAAAAGGAUAUUCAACAUCCACACAAGUCGAAUGACUUUGGCUCAAAAUGUUAAUUUAGAGGAAUUGGUAACUGCCAAGGAUGACUUAUCUGGGGCCGAUAUUAAGGCGAUAUGCACUGAAGCUGGGCUACUAGCUCUACGCGAACGAAGAAUGAAAGUAACCAACGAAGAUUUUCAAAAAUCGAAAGAAAACGUUCUAUAUAGAAAAAACGAGGGAACCCCCGAAGGAUUAUAUCUUUAGUGAAAUUUUAAAUUAUUUUUAUCAUUUGUUUUUUUAUAUACAAUAUGAUGUAAAAAUUAAAUCGAUUUACAAAUUAAAUUUUUUUUAUUGGUUUAUUAUAUAUUUAAAU
This is a messenger RNA of Gordionus sp. m RMFG-2023, 1482 nucleotides long. RefSeq names its product 26S proteasome regulatory subunit 4. Gene Ontology annotation, biological process: proteasome-mediated ubiquitin-dependent protein catabolic process. Gene Ontology annotation, molecular function: ATP binding; ATP hydrolysis activity; proteasome-activating activity. Gene Ontology annotation, cellular component: proteasome regulatory particle, base subcomplex. The record is from RefSeq and is a predicted model, not a curated record. Lineage: Eukaryota; Metazoa; Nematomorpha; Gordioida; Chordodea; Parachordodidae. The transcript has 10 exons. Bases 54 to 1373 code for a protein of 439 amino acids.